AUGAUAUUUGAAUCGAUGUGGCAUCGCAUGCAACUGAUUUGCAAGCACUUUGAAAAAGAAAUGAGUAUGUCAAGAAUGGAAGACGGAGAGCUCUUGAAACAAAGAAUCAGGAAUUGUAUGAUGAUUUACAAGAGAUUAUUGAACAUCAUUCAACGGGAUAACCAUGCGUUGAAAAUAUUGACUUUUCUAACUGAGCUGACGGUAUUCCCGAUGGUAUUAGACAUUCUUCACCUCAUUUUUACAAAUUUUGGAGGGAGCCAGAAGGCAGCUUUUAUGGAAUGUUUGGUGAAACUGACGGUGUCCCUGGCACCAGCCGCCUUUGCCGAGAUGGUAAACAAGGAGAUAGAUCAAAUGAAGCUACAUGUAGCAAAACAAAUGCUUUUUUGUAAAGAUCAGUCCACACUAGAGACUAUAGAAGACGCCAUGUUGUUCUUCCGACACCAGCCCUUCAAGUAUACAGUGUGGCGUCUAUUCACAGUAGACGGAACCCUGAUACUGAGCGUUGUCAACCAUUUGGCCACAUACACUGUAGCUAUGGUUCAGUUCUCGCAUAUUUUUGACUAA
Molecule: messenger RNA, 564 nt
Organism: Spodoptera exigua (beet armyworm)
Lineage: Eukaryota; Metazoa; Arthropoda; Insecta; Lepidoptera; Noctuidae
Source: the annotation of a GenBank genome assembly